GAGAAGAAAAGAGAAGAGAGAAGAGAAGAAGAGAAGUGUCAUUGCGGAUAAUUGAUUACCUCCCAAUCAACGAUAACUUGUUAGCAAUAGUCAAUUGCUCCGUCUCUCCGCCUCUUCUCGCAGUCCUGGAUUUGCGCUUUCGCCUCGGCUCCUCCAACCCCUAGCCGCUAGGACCAGGGGCCAGGGGCCGCGGAGACAUCUGACACCUUUAAAUAGCACGGAGGAAGACGAAACUGGAGUCCGGCACGCAGUGUCCCCGCUUCGGCCCGGGACUGCGGGAAGCCCCGGCGGCGCCCGCGCGCCCCCUCCCUACGACCUCUUCCCGGGGCCCUGGGCAGCUCUGUCGGCCGCCGCGGUAACCUUGCGCUCAACCCGUUCUCCCCUCCCCCAGAGCCGGGCUGCUCUUCAAGGACCCCGGUGCCCUCCACCCCCAUCCCCCACCUCCGUGUCUGGAGUUGUCGCCUGGGCUGGAACUUUUCCCCCGCUCGCUGCGGUUCGGGUGGCGGGCGGCGGGUUUGGCAGCGGCUCCCGCGAGCGCCCUUAGCCGGAACCUCACCCGGCUCCGGCCCCCGAGCCCAGCAUGACUUCCAAAGAAGAAGGAAAAGCGUCGUCCGGGGAGGAGCGGCGCCGUAGCCCCCUGGACCACCUGCCACCUCCAGCCAACUCCAAUAAGCCACUCACUCCUUUCAGCAUCGAGGACAUUCUCAAUAAGCCGUCGGUUCGGAGAAGUUACUCGCUGUGCGGAGCGGCGCACCUGCUUUCCGCAGCCGACAAGCACUCCCCCGGCAGCCUGCCUCUGGCUGGCCGGGCCCUACUCUCGCAGACUUCACCUCUCUGUGCGUUGGAGGAACUAGCCAGCAAGACCUUUAAGGGCCUGGAGGUCAGCGUCCUGCAGGCAGCCGAAGGCCGGGACGGGAUGACCAUCUUCGGGCAGCGGCAGACACCUAAGAAGCGGCGGAAGUCGCGCACUGCGUUCACCAACCACCAGAUCUACGAACUGGAGAAGCGUUUCCUUUACCAGAAGUAUCUGUCCCCCGCCGACCGAGACCAGAUCGCUCAGCAGCUGGGCCUCACCAAUGCGCAGGUCAUCACCUGGUUCCAGAAUCGCCGCGCCAAGCUCAAGCGGGAUCUGGAGGAGAUGAAGGCCGACGUGGAGUCCGCCAAGAAACUGGGGCCCAGCUCGCAGGUGGACAUCGUGGCUCUGGCCGAGCUAGAGCAGAACUCGGAGGCUGGCGGAGGGCGGCCCAAGUCCCGGCCCAACUCACCUGUCCUGUCGGCCCCUCAGGCCCCUGGAGCGGGCCAUCUUCAGCUUUCUCCCGCCUCUCCUCUCACGGACCAGCCGGCCAGUAGCCAGGACUGCUCGGAGGACGAAGAAGAUGUAGAGAUCGACGUGGACGACUGAGUCCGGGGGGUGGGGGUGGGAGCUGAGUGUCCCUUGUCCUUUCCAAACACAAGAGACCCCCCCACCAACUAUCUCCUUUCCCAAUGACCUCCUCCUUUCUGAGCUCCCCUGACUAUGAUGGGAGCUAAGUUCCCGUUCUGUUCUUCCUUUCCUUCUCCCUUUCCUCCUGCCCAUUCCCUGUCCCUACUGGACUGUCUCCCAUCCCUUCACCCGCCCGGACUGUAGGCCCUAGGGAGCCCGGGCUGGUCCCUACCCCUCCGCAGCCUGGCCCGGCCUGGCUCUUUCCUAUCUAAGCAAUAAACCCCCGAGACAGCCGCCCGGCCUCAGCUGUGGACCGGACCGACUGCCCGGGGCCUGGACACCAGGACCCGCGCCGGCGCUGCCGCUGUCCAGGCCGCAGUUGUCUCCUCUGCUCGGCUCCGCAUACCCGGGCUGCGGGUCAGAGAGUACCCCGGAAUGGUGCAAUUCUGUAUGGCUUCUGUAUAAAUAUUUAAACGUAUAUAUUGGGGAGGGAGGUUUCUUAUCCUUUAUUCCCCAUUUUUUUCUUGGAGGUUUCAAUUUUUUAAAAUGUCUUCAGAAGUCCUGUGUCUGACAAACGAAAAGCAAAACGGAGAAUUUAAACGAGAGCGACAGAGGGAGCAGGAGUGAAGGGACCCCGGGCCGUCGCUCCCUCCCUCCCACCUCUUCCCGGGGUACCCGGGACAUCUCAGCCUGACUUCACUUAGGCGGAAGAUCCAAAUUUGCCUUUUUGAUUUUUCCUUGCAUGUGGUGCCUGUGCCCAGAGCAGGGCCCUUCCCUGCGGGCGAUCGGGGUAUUUCUUUCCUCCUUUGAAAUGUUCCUUUCUUUUUUUCGCGCGGGGAAGGGGUGGGGGGAAAUGGGGUCCGACUUGCAAGUUGAAAAUCGAUCCGUUCUUUUCCUAGCGAGUAGAGGUUUGUUUCCGAUGCAAUUUCUGCCUCACGUUACCGAUUAAAGCUAUUUUUACCAUU
Antechinus flavipes (yellow-footed antechinus) is the source of this 2388-nucleotide messenger RNA. It is a transcript of the gene LBX1, whose product is annotated as ladybird homeobox 1. Bases 581 to 1402 code for a protein of 273 amino acids. Gene Ontology annotation, molecular function: DNA-binding transcription factor activity, RNA polymerase II-specific; DNA binding. Gene Ontology annotation, biological process: regulation of DNA-templated transcription. Lineage: Eukaryota; Metazoa; Chordata; Mammalia; Dasyuromorphia; Dasyuridae. The record is from RefSeq and is a predicted model, not a curated record. The transcript is spliced from 2 exons.